This is a messenger RNA of Pelagomonas calceolata, 1454 nucleotides long. The record is from the annotation of a GenBank genome assembly. Lineage: Eukaryota; Pelagophyceae; Pelagomonadales; Pelagomonadaceae.
CCUCGCUCAGGCAAUUCGCCCUGCUGGCGCGGUUUCUACAGACGACACGGUGCCCAAACGUAUAUAACAAGCAUCGCUGAAGCCAUCUAGUUACCAUACAAGCGCAGCGAGCGCGCCACACGGCUGUCAAGCACCAUGCUGCUGCUGCACCUCAGGCGCCCGGCUGGGCGCCUAGCGGCGCGGCGCCUCAAAUCAAUCGCCGCGACGCCCGAAACGGCACCAGAUAUCGUGAUCGUGAACCCGCUCAAGACCGCGGCGCCCGCGUCCACCUUGGUAAUAGACCUCCCCGACCGCUCGGCGCUGACGCCCUCGCAAUUCAUCAGUAUAGCCGGCGAGCUCGGCAAGAGUAGAUUGAGCGGCUUCGUGGCCAUGACGGGCGCCAUGGGCUAUGCCGCGACUGGGGCGCCUUUAUUGGCGCCCGGCUUCGCGCUGACAACUUUGGGCGUCUUCGGCACGUCGUGCGCCGCGAACGCGUUGAAUCAAAUCCGGGAGACGGAGCGGGACGCGCGCAUGGCGCGGACGCGGAAGCGGCCCCUGCCGUCCGGGCGAUGCUCGCCCGAGUUCGCCGCGGCCUUCGCAACGGCAGCCGGCGGCGCCGGCGCGUCGGCGCUAGCUGUUUUGGAUCCCGUGGCGUCGGCCCUAGCCGUCGGCAACAUGGCCUUGUACGCGGGCGCGUAUACGUCGCUGAAACCGAAAUCAGAGAUCAACACGUGGGUCGGCGCCGUCGUCGGCGGCGUACCUCCACUCAUCGGCUGGGCCGCCGCCGGCGGGGCCCUGUACGGUCCCACGUCCCAAAUACACGCCGAAACGUUACUCCAAAUGGAGCCCGCGGCGAUGCUCAUGGCCACGCCGGCGGAGCCGUGGUUGUUGGCCGGUGCUUUGUAUCUCUGGCAGUUCCCCCACUUUUUCGCCUUGGCCUGGGUCCAUCGCACGGAUUAUGGCCGAGGGAACUUCGCAAUGGUGCCUUGUAAUGAUCCUUCUGGCGUGAGGACGGCGAACUUGAUACUGAGGUACGGCCUCUACUCGUCGGUCUUCCCCUUCGCCGCGGUGGCCAUGGGCGCCGCGUCGCCCAUGUUCGCCGUCGAGGGCUGCUUGUUAAAUGGCGCUCUAGUAGCUGCCUCGAUGCGCUUCCGACAAAAAAGGACAACAGAAAACGCGCGGACGGUCUUCCGCAUCACGCUCGCGUAUCUGCCUCUCCUACUCUUCUUCCUGCUAUUGCAUUCCGAAAGGUUAACGAGGGACGAGGAAGGUAGACCGGCCAAGUCGCCGACGCUGGGGGACGCGAUGCGUCCAAUCAAUGACUUGGGGAGGAUGCUCUGCCUCCACGAACUCCACCCAGCGACUCAGCGGCGGCGCGCGUCGACCGACGCCGACACGCCUUCAUUUUGUCCAGUCGAUACUGGCGGGAAGAAGGACUUGCCGGGGACGCGGCGAUAGCGUCUAACAUGUGUGUG